AUGCCAGAGCUAGACGACUACAGCAAGAGCAUGCACCUCCCCACCGACAGCAAUGGCGACGACAACAACGACAAUGACGACGACGAUGCCACCUGGCUGGUCGCUGUGGUCUUGACCACUGCGCUGCUGGUCACCCUUGCGUCUGUCAUUCGGUCAUGUGGCCAAAGAGCCGGCUGGCUCCCCUUGUCGAUGCACAGCUCCCAAGACGGUCACGAGUCGCUCUUGGGAGGGCCAGGCGGCGGACACGGUCUCGGAGGCGGCUCUUCCCGGCAUCAUUCUUCCGGCCCACACCAGGUCCCCAGCGAGGACGAACCCGACCCAGACUUGACCCUCAACGAGAACGACGAGCGCUGGGCACUGCUUACUGGUGCCCAACGACAAGCGUACACUUCUUCCAGAGCCUUCCAAGUCGCCCAUCCACCUCUCAGCGUCCCAACAGACAUUUCACUCUCACAGUAUCUCUCUAUUCAGGAAAAGGGCGUCUCUGCAUGGGAAUUCGAGGCAUCAUACGACAAUCACAGAGUGCAGGUUCAUGAUCGGACAGAGAUGUCGUUCCUCGCCAUGAAUCAAGCCGAAACGUCUGUCCAGACCAACCUGCCCAUGCCCAAGCAACAGGAGGUCUACUACUGGGAAGUCAAGAUGUUUGAAAAGAGUCCCGAUACCGUCGUCUCUGUUGGUGUUUCGACCAAGCCAUACCCCUACACAAGGAUGCCUGGUUGGAACCGUCACUCUGUGGCCUACUUUUCAAAGGACGGCCAAAAGUACUGCAACUCGCCCUUCAGCGGACACCCAUAUGGGCCAUUUUAUUUUGAGGGAGAUGUCGUUGGCUGUGGCUACCGACCCCGCACAGGAACCAUCUUUUUCACCCGCAACGGUAAACGACUCGAGGAUGCCUACACAGGAUUGACAUUCAACUUGUUCCCGACUGUUGGAGCCAACGGUCCCUGUGUGCUUCAUGUCAACCUGGGUCAAUCUGGAUUCGUGUUCGUCGAGGCCAAUGUGAAGAAGUGGGGCUUGGCUCCCGCCAGCGGAUCGUUGGCGCCUCCCCCCGCCUAUGGUAAAGAGCGAGGCUCGAUUCUGUUGGAGACAGGGUCGGCGUUGGGAGGCUCAGGUGCUGGAGCAGGAACAGGAACGGUGGCGCCGCCCAUGCGUCGACCCCAUCUGCAGUCGAGUCAGUCACGAGCAAGGAUCGAAGCUGCGGGAGUUCUUGUUCAAAUUGACGAGGAGGAUCGCAUGAGUGCAGGUGAAGGCGGAAACGGAUCUGAAUACAGCAAAAAGGUCAACACAACCCCUCAGCACAUCUCAUUAUCGACAAUGUCUGGACCAGCUGGAGGACUGCCUCCUCCUCAAUACUCGAGUCUGACGGAUGACGGAGGACAGACAAGUGACGAGGAGACGACGGCGCUGAUCGCCGAGACGAUAUCCCGACCUGUUGGACGAGUACGCAGCGGUACGACAAAUAGCACCGCCAGUGGAAGCGGUCGGCGGUCUUAG
Linnemannia hyalina is the source of this 1494-nucleotide messenger RNA. The record is from the annotation of a GenBank genome assembly. NCBI's taxonomy places the organism in Eukaryota, Fungi, Mortierellomycota, Mortierellomycetes, Mortierellales, Mortierellaceae.